AUGUUUGGAGCACACUCUGGCAACAAUACUAAUGUGUUUUCAAACCCCACAUCGCAACCAGCACAAACUACUCCAAUGUUUCAGCAGCAGCCGCAGCCGCAGCAACCAACUCAACAGCAGCAACAGCGGACCCAACUAAAUGCCUCUUACGGUAGCGGGCCUUCACAAUUUGGCACGUCAUUCAGUGAUAACGUAAACGCCGAUAAUAAUAGUAGUAGUAAUAUUAGUAGUAAUAGCGUUUACAAUAACAACAAUAACAACAAUAACAACAACAGUACAAAUCAACGAAACCAAGGAAAUAAUCCUAGUUGGGUAAAUAAUCCGAAAAAAAGAUCUACUCCCCAUACGGUGAUAAGAAGGAAAACGACAAAGCAAAAUUCCUCUUCUGAUAUUAGCCAGAAUGAUGAUUCGUCCUCCAUAAAUAUUUCGAUGAGAAGUUUCAGUAAGCAGAACCAGGAUACUAAGCAAAAUGAAAGAAACAAAUCAGCAGCAAAUAAUGAUCUGAACUCUUUGCUGUCAAACUUCAACGACGCUCCACCCACCGUCACUUUGCAAGACUGGCAACGGGAGGAUGAAUUUGGUUCUAUUCCAUCUCUAACAACCCAAUUUGUUACUAAUAAAUACGCGGCGAAAAAGUUGAAUAGCUCAGCCUAUGAUUCCAAGAAUACUCCGAAUGUUUUUGAUAAAGACUCCUACGUUAGAAUAGCAAACAUUGAGAAAAAUCAUUCAAAUAACGAUGAAAACACCGCUGAUACGAACAGCGGUAAUGCCCACGAAACUUCUUCUAAGUCUUCAAAUCUAAGCGCAGUUAUCGUGUUUGGCUACCCUGAAUCGAUUGCCAAUGAAGUGAUCAAGCACUUUUCCCUUUUUGGUCAUAUAAUGGAAGAUUUUCAAGUAUUGCGGUUGGGUCGCGGAAUUAGCCCCAGCUCAUUCAAACUAUUUCAUAACGACGACACUAGUAGCGACCACAGCGAUUCUACUGUCAAUAAGACCAUCACCAUAAAAGGUAGAGAUAAUGAAUUAAUUAGCAAAAAAUAUGCAAUAUUCACAGGUGAGAGUUGGGUCAAGCUAACUUAUAACUCUCCAUCUUCUGCUUUGAGAGCCUUACAAGAAAAUGGGACCAUAUUUCACGGCGCGUUAAUUGGCUGCAUCCCAUAUUCCAAAAAUGCGGUAGAGCAAUUGGCUGGUUGUAAAGUUGAUAACAUUGACGAUAUUGGCGAAUUCAAUAUUUCUAUGUAUCAGUACUCUUCCACAUCAUCAUCUUCAAAUACGCCAUCCCCACCGAACGUAUCAUUAGCCAACGACACUUUUCUAAAUAAGGAUAGUAAUGCUUCUGCAAUAAGUGUUGGCAACGCAACAAAUCUUUUAGGUCCAAAGCUGGUAAAUCCUCAGAGCAAGCGGUUGGAUGUAAAGGACGGCAAAUCACUAUUUAUUCAAAACGCAAACGCAAAUUCCAACAUUCCCACUCUAUUACAAAGCUUGGAGUCGAAAAUGCGUCAACAAGAAGCAAGGUAUAGGAAUAAUGAAUCUGCCGGAUUUAUACAUAAACUGAACAAUUGGUUGUUUGGUUGGAAUGAUUUAUAG
Saccharomyces kudriavzevii IFO 1802 is the source of this 1584-nucleotide messenger RNA. RefSeq names its product FG-nucleoporin ASM4 (gene ASM4). The transcript has a single exon. Gene Ontology annotation, molecular function: single-stranded DNA binding; phospholipid binding; structural constituent of nuclear pore. Gene Ontology annotation, biological process: NLS-bearing protein import into nucleus; regulation of DNA-templated transcription; nuclear pore organization. NCBI's taxonomy places the organism in Eukaryota, Fungi, Ascomycota, Saccharomycetes, Saccharomycetales, Saccharomycetaceae. The record is from RefSeq and is a predicted model, not a curated record. The coding region runs from base 1 to 1584 and encodes 527 amino acids. Gene Ontology annotation, cellular component: nuclear pore nuclear basket; nuclear membrane; nuclear pore central transport channel.